AAGCAGCCUUCCACAACCACCUCCACAAUCGACGGUCUCUGUCAAGCUUCUUAAACACUCACUUUUCCAUUCAUUUCUACUGAGCCAGCUGAGUCCUUAAAUAAUGGAGGCCGUAAUGGCUUUCCCAUCCUACCUCAGCCGCUACAUCGAUCUCGGCUUCGACUCAGACGAUGUGUCUGCCCUAAUCGACGACAUAGACGCCAGUGAUCUCGAGUACAGCGAAUCUGAAUCUGAAUCCGAAUCCACACUACUCCGCCUCCCCGCCGAGGUCCUGCUCAACGUCCUGGAAUUCGUCCCAAUCGGGCACAUAUUGGGCCUCCGCCUUGUCUGCAAGGCCUUCCGGGACUGGAUCGAUACUCGCGUGCUGUACUCGUAUCUCCCGCGCACUCAGCUUUACUUCUACGCGGGAGGUGCUGGUGUUGAAAUUAAGAGCGAGAAACGGGCUGAGGUUAGAUGGAUCACGGCUUCGUUUUCUCACCUCGAAACACCUGCGUGCUCUAUAAACACUCAGCCAAGGGCGAAGUGGUCGUCUCCUACGGCGAUAUUCCGACUUGACCCGAACGGUCAUUGGAUGAAAUCCGUUCUGGACAUUGGAGAUCCGAAAACCAUCGAGGAGCUACUUGAUCGAUUACCCGAAGUAGCUCGCGACCGUACCCCAGGCUCCUUCGCAAAGCCAGGCUGGUUCAUCAAAGUAGACGAAGCUGUCUUCGACCUGGACCUGGGGAGGAAGAAGAAACCCAGUCCUGAAAUGCACGUAGACAUGGAGCGCAACUUUGUCCGAGUGCGGUGGAAGACGAUGCUGAAGAAUCUGGCCAAGUCCGAGGCGCGGCUCAUCCAGAUGUUGCAGGAGCAGCCGGUUUGCGGUUUCACGUUUAGUCAUUUUGAGGACUGUUUGCGUACGGUGCGCCGGCAGCGAGUUGGAUACCUACUUGAUCAUAACGAUAAGGAGGAUCGGAUGAUGGCGUGGCAGCUCAAAUUCCUUCCACCGCUGUUCGGGAUACCGGAUCACAAUAAGGGGAGGCCGGAUCCGCAAUUCGACCUGCUUCCGAGCGAGGAAUACGCCAUUAAGCACCUCCUUCGCUUUCGAAAGGAAGCGGCAAUGAGCGAGAAAGAGCGCAAUCGCCUUUUGCAAUUGGCAGAGGAUAGAAGGACGAUGAUGAAGGAGAUGCAGGAACUCCAGAGACUCUUCGUUGAGUGGAAACUGGAUAUGUACGACGCUGAUCUGGAGCCGACGUCGUACUACUUGGUGUCGCUGCAGAGAGAGGAUGUGAACAAGUUUGUCGAGCUGCCGUCGAGCCCGUUUGCCUGGUCCGAUGAGACUAUCGCGAAAGAGGAGCGGCGUAUCGCAAGGUGGCGGAGUCAGAAGGGGAUUAGGAUGAAGAUGAUGGAUUUGCUGAGGGAGUCGCAUGAGGCGUUGAAUGUGCCUGAGGAUGCGUUUGAUGAUCCUUUUAGCGAUGGGUGAUGUCGAAGGUUUAUUGGUAUCGACUGCGUUUAUGCUGUCUUUUACCUCGAAGUCUCUUUUCUGAGGUUACUUGCCAUAUGGCUGAUAAGUUCCGAAGCCUAGGUACAGAUGUACUUUUGUUGGGGGGAUGUCACGGAUUCGGGAUGUCGAGGGGUGGGGGCAGCCGCCAGCGUCACUCAACAGGCUACACAGGAUACAUCCUCUAUCAGAAAUUUGGGUC
Westerdykella ornata is the source of this 1682-nucleotide messenger RNA. RefSeq lists its product as uncharacterized. The coding region runs from base 104 to 1462 and encodes 452 amino acids. The record is from RefSeq and is a predicted model, not a curated record. NCBI's taxonomy places the organism in Eukaryota, Fungi, Ascomycota, Dothideomycetes, Pleosporales, Sporormiaceae. The transcript has a single exon. Gene Ontology annotation, molecular function: protein binding.